AUGGCAGUCGAACAUGAGGCAUCCGAGGAGGUGAUAGGAAAAAUGAGACAGAAGGUGUUAGCUGCCAGUACCUCCCUGCCAGCAAAGUACAGAGCCCUUUUUGCUCUUCGCAACCUGAAAGGCCCAUCGGCAGAAGCAGCCUUGAUUUCUGCCUUGCAGGAUGAGUCUGCGCUGUUUCGUCAUGAGGUCGCCUACUGCUUGGGUCAGCGCCAGGACCCCGCUGCGAUAGCCACUCUCACUGGCAUCUUGGUGGACCAGCAUGAACAUCCUAUGGUCCGCCAUGAGGCUGGGGAGGCACUGGGGGCGAUCGGGACUCCAGAAUGCUUUGAUCUGCUGCGGGACUUCAGCGGUGAUCCAUGCCUGGAAGUAGCCCAGACCUGCCAGCUGGCCCUGCAGCGCAUUCAGCACUAUGCAGAGGCUGCCAGCAACAGCGACUCCUCACCAUACCUUUCAGUGGAUCCAGCCCCGGCAGCCCCUCUGAGCACGCCCACGGCUGAUCUGCGCAGCUUGUUGCUGGAUGAAGAUGCCCCCAUCUUCAAGCGAUACACCGCCCUUUUUGCUCUGCGCAACAAGGGCGGCAGGGACGAGGUGGCUGCGUUGGAGGACUCUCUCAGGAGUGACAGCGCUCUGCUCAAGCACGAGGUGGCAUAUGUUCUCGGCCAAGUCCAGGAUCCUGCUGCCAUCAAUGCCCUAGAGCAGGUUUUGCGGGAUGCUUCAGAGAAUGCCAUGGUGCGCCAUGAAGCUGCAGAAGCUCUAGGGUCAAUCGCUGACCGGCGGUGUGUGAAGCUGCUGGAAGACUUCAGCACUGACCCUGAGCCCAUAGUGGCCCACAGCUGCAUAGUCGCGCUGGACAUGCUUGCCCAUGAAGAGUCUGGAGAUUUCCAGUAUGCAGAUUCAGGCCACACUGUACAGAACAGCCCUUCCGUCACAGUGUGCUGA
Molecule: messenger RNA, 939 nt
Organism: Coccomyxa subellipsoidea C-169
Lineage: Eukaryota; Viridiplantae; Chlorophyta; Trebouxiophyceae; Coccomyxaceae
Product: deoxyhypusine hydroxylase
Exons: 6
Coding region: 1-939 (312 amino acids)
Biological process (GO): peptidyl-hypusine biosynthetic process
Molecular function (GO): deoxyhypusine monooxygenase activity
Source: RefSeq, a predicted model, not a curated record